Messenger RNA from Aspergillus neoniger CBS 115656, 579 nucleotides. RefSeq lists its product as uncharacterized. The record is from RefSeq and is a predicted model, not a curated record. The transcript is spliced from 5 exons. The coding region runs from base 1 to 417 and encodes 138 amino acids. Lineage: Eukaryota; Fungi; Ascomycota; Eurotiomycetes; Eurotiales; Aspergillaceae.
AUGGAGGAAGGAGAGUACGAUAGGGAUUCAAGCGCAAAGAAAAAGCCCCAGACAUUGGCACCCUGGCACCUUAUGUACGACUUCGUUCAGCAUGAGGGCAUCAUCUUUGCAACCCAUCCAAGCGUAGAGACGGGCAGUAGCACCGCCAUCCCCAGACUUCUUCCCCACAAAUCCAGACAAUCCUUGGAAAGGAUCACCGCGCGAGGGUCAUGGAUGGUGGCGGGUAGCAGCAGCAGCAGCAGCAGCAGCAGCAGCAACCGUGAACUUCAUCUCGGCAUUAGCGAUGAUGGCUUAUUGGCUUUGGCUUGCCCUGCUAGUGGCAGAAAGAAAAGGUUAAGGUGGCUUUCCAAGUUCCCUAUUUGUCCCUCCAUCCUUAUAUCCUUUUUGCUCUUCUUACUCCGCAGUCGCGGGAAUUAGGCUAAUAACCUGACUGACAAGACUGACCAUGCACGUUCAGCUGCAUAUGCGACAUAAUCAGAGCUUGCUGCCUGCUAGCAAGGGGAAAGUCAUUGAUGUGAGGCCACUAAGUGGAUUUAGCCGGGUUCAGCCAGUCGCAAGUGAGAUCGCAAUUGCUGGGUC